CCGGAGUCAGAUGAAUCCACCUAAGCAGCAGGCUAUUGAUGAGGGCAUGGUUAAGUACAAAGGGAGAUUUUUUGCAAGACAAUACAUGCCAAAUAAACCGGUCAAGAGAGGUUUUAAGAUAUUCAUGAGAUGUGAUGAGGAUGGUUACUGCUACGAUUAUUGGCCAUAUAUGGGAAAACAUAACUUUUUUCAUGGAAAGUCACUAGGAGAAAGAGUCGUCAAACACUUGUGUAGACCAUUGAAAUACAAAGGCCAUCAUGUGUUCUUUGACAGGUUCUUUACAUCCAUUUCCUUGGUGCGAACCUUGCUUCAGAAUGGGAUUUUUAGUUGUGGGACAAUAAAGAGCGACUCAGAAGGGUUUCCGCCAGAGUUAAGAAAUCCGGAUUUAAGAAGAGGGGAGACAUUACAGAUGCAGCACGACCAAUUGCUUGCCACUGCUUGGAAAAAUAAGAAAACGGUAUUACAUAUUCAUUGUCUUCAUACAGACAUGUACAAUGUUUCAACAUUAAAUAAAAAUUGCAACAUUUAUCACAGUCACACUUCUACCUGCAAUUAUUAA
Messenger RNA from Saccostrea cuccullata (small rock oyster), 559 nucleotides. Its product is annotated as piggyBac transposable element-derived protein 4-like. Bases 11 to 559 code for a protein of 182 amino acids. The record is from RefSeq and is a predicted model, not a curated record. The transcript is spliced from 3 exons. NCBI's taxonomy places the organism in Eukaryota, Metazoa, Mollusca, Bivalvia, Ostreida, Ostreidae.